Messenger RNA from Exophiala spinifera, 1101 nucleotides. RefSeq lists its product as uncharacterized. Gene Ontology annotation, molecular function: protein binding. The transcript has a single exon. Bases 1 to 1101 code for a protein of 366 amino acids. Lineage: Eukaryota; Fungi; Ascomycota; Eurotiomycetes; Chaetothyriales; Herpotrichiellaceae. The record is from RefSeq and is a predicted model, not a curated record.
AUGUCCUUCAAGUCGACGGGACCCAAAACACGACCAGAUCCUGUCAAGCCACCUCGAGGAGCAGACCCCGUAGCCACAGACCCCCAUCCUCCGUCAUGGACACAGUCCCGACGGUCCUCGUCGUCGGCGUCCUCGAUCGCCUCGUUCCACUCCGCCCGGUUCCCUGCAGAUGAAGAGUCGCGCAUGCUCGCGUCGUCCCACGAGCUCAAGUCCCAAGCAAACACACAGUUCUCGAAACAAGACUACUCCUCCGCAAUCAGCACCUACGACCGCGCGCUGGCCGAGUUACCCAGCUACCUGGACUACGAAAUGGCGGUGCUUCAGUCCAACAUCGCUGCAUGCCAUCUGAAGCUGGAGCAGUGGAAAGAGGCCGUCGAGAGUUGCGACAAGGGUCUCGACGGCCUGGAACGAGAACUGCCCACCAAGUCUAGUAAACCCAAGUCAAAGUCCAAAUCAACCCGACCCGAAACGAAGAACGAGAACAAGAAGGAGUCAAAGGACACCGACACCGACGGGCGACGGGGGACUUCGAAAUCGAACAACGGAACAAAACGAUCAGGCAGACUGAAUUCAGACACCGAGUCAUCGGGCUCAGACUCCGAGGCCGAGUCCUCCUCGCCUGGCCUUGAUCCACGGGACGAGGAUGCGGCCGUGGUCGAGAUACCUUCCGACGCCGACGAAUCUUCGGCCCUCGCAGCCCUCUCGCUCAGCGACGAGCGCAAAGCCGACAUCCACCGCAUCCGGACGAAAUUGCUUCUCCGCCGCGGUCGGGCACGGGUAAGCAUGGAACCGGAGACGUGGACCAACCUCUCGGCGGCUUUGGAAGACUACAAGACGCUCCAGUCGCCGCGGUACUUGAGCACGCUACCUCCACCGGACCAGAGGACGGUGCACCAGGCUCUUGUUACGCUCCCUCCCAAAGUCAGUCGAGCCAAGGAGAAGGAGGUCGCCGACAUGAUGGGUAAACUGAAAGACCUCGGCAACGGUAUCCUCAAGCCGUUUGGUCUGAGCACGGACAAUUUCAAAGUCACUCAGGGCGAAGGGGGGGGAUACAGUCUCAGUUUCGAUGGUGGUGGUGGUGGUGGUGGCAAGAAGGGCUGA